This is a messenger RNA of Aricia agestis (brown argus), 786 nucleotides long. RefSeq lists its product as uncharacterized. The coding region runs from base 180 to 761 and encodes 193 amino acids. Lineage: Eukaryota; Metazoa; Arthropoda; Insecta; Lepidoptera; Lycaenidae. The record is from RefSeq and is a predicted model, not a curated record. The transcript has 4 exons.
GCCCCACCGCCGCCUCCCACGUGCGUCCUGUACAGAUACUACAGCGAGUUGAGAUAGCCCGGCUUCCCGGCCAACGAAUACUAUACUCACAAGGAGUUCCGGCCUCGUGUUCACAGAAUACACUCGUGUUAGGUUGAGUACGAGGACCCGUUUGUAAAUUCGUGUAAAGUAAAAGUAGCAUGUCGCCGGCGUUGAGGCAGACGGCGUGGUGCGUGCGGCGUCGCGGCGGUCGCGCGGCGCUGCUGCUGCUGGCGGCGGUCGCGCUGCUGCUGCGACUGCCGCUUGCCAUCGACGUCGUCGCUGACUUCCCGCGCACGGCCCCCGCCGCGCUCGCGCACCACCUCGCGGACUUCUCCAACUAUCAGCGAGCCGACGAAACUAUAGGCUCGUGGUGGGUGGAGGAGGAGGACGGCAACUACUCGUGGUGGCGGUACGCGGCGGCCUUCGAGUGCGGCGCGCGCUGCCGCGGUCGCGCUUUGCUGCAGUCGCACGCGCUCCACGACGCCGCCCCGCAGCACGGCGCCGCAGCGCGGCACACGGUUCAUCUGAGCGAUCGCCGAUGCCGCACUCUUCCGCUCCUGCCGUGGCCGACGUUUUGUGAUGAAUCAGAAAUCGAGAUGGAAGUGAGGCCGAGCGGCACGGGUGCGGGGUCGCGGCUGCUGCGCCGCGUGCGCUACUCGUGCGGCGCGCUGUCGCUGCUGUUGGGCAGCUGCCGACCCCCCGCACCGCAUGCGCCUGCCGCCUCCGCCCUCGCCUCGUAGAUUCCAACAAAAAAUAAAAAGCAAA